Molecule: messenger RNA, 3752 nt
Organism: Haliotis rubra (blacklip abalone)
Lineage: Eukaryota; Metazoa; Mollusca; Gastropoda; Lepetellida; Haliotidae
Exons: 4
Coding region: 1267-2502 (411 amino acids)
Source: RefSeq, a predicted model, not a curated record
CCAGCUAAUGUCUAGACACAUCGAGGUAAUUUGUCAAGGGAAUCGUUAAGAGUCUGACAGGUGUGUGAGGACCCACAUUUCUGUCGUACUGAAAUUCCCGGUUUGCACUUGGAAUGUGGCAUACAUGGCAGGUGGUAACAGGAAGACAGGUGGAUCAUACCGAUUGGACGAAAAUUUACCUGAUCUGUAAUCACAGGUUGGUUUGUCAGGUAGGGAACUGGGCCUGCCAGAUGUAGACAACAAAGACUGCUACCAAACAGUUCAGAUGAGUUCCAGUACGUGGACGUGUCAGGUGUGAGCUACUGAACAAGAUGGCCGCUCAGGGUGACGCACACGUGGUUCCAACAUAAAGCUUCAGUUGUCGGGCACAAGAUCCUCAGACAUGUCGGGGAAUCAGAGGGAGACAGAAUCUGAACGUCCUGACAAGGAAAGUGAAACAGAUGGUGAUGGAACUCUCACAAUGGACAACCUGGCAUCAUCAGAAGUAGCACAAUCUGGUAAUGGCAAUGAUGUGGAUGUUGUUCCACAAAGGAACACAUGGUGAUGGGACAUUCUCCAUGGACAUGAUAGCAUCAUCAGAAGUGGUCGAGCGUCAGGCCAGUACCGGAAAUGGUGCCAUGGUUGUUUACGAGAGACGAGAAAGGCAAGCAGUGUCAAGUAGAAUCAUGCAGGGUCUGACUUUAAAGGCAUCAUAGUACAAGACUCUUCUGAUGUCAGUGUAUCUCUUGGAGGUCAGAAUGAUGGAACAAUGAAGUCAGAUAUGCUGCAAAUGAAUCUGAAACGGGUCAAAGAUAUCUUUGUGAAAACUGAAAACUACUAGGACAGUGAAGGAGCGCUUGGAGAAGCAUGGUCAUGUAACAAUAAGUGGUGCUUCUGGUGAAGGAAAAACGUCCAUUGCCUUGAUGAUAGGAGCAGAUCUCAGGAACCAGGGGUAUGAACUUGUGUUUGUUGAUGAUGUGGAUAAAUUCGAGCUGAAGAAUUGUGACCUGCGUGGAAAGAAAGUUUGUCUGAUACUGGAUGAUAUAUUUGGAACAGUCGGCUCAUCAACUGACGUUCCCCAUCUUAGGUCCAUUCUACAAAAUCUUAAAGAUUAUUUAGAAGAUGCAAGAUCUAGCAGGGAAGACCAACGGGAAACACAUCCAGGCGCUGAAUCAGUGAUUCGUGUUAUAUUCACCACUAAAUCGUACAACCUGGAAUGGGAGUCGCAAAGUUGGAAGGCCAAGAAUAUUAUUUUUCUCAGGUCCAUCGCCUCUCGAUUUGACAAAAAUGAAAUCAUGUCAUUACAGUCCCAAGGAAAGAAAGAAAAUACUCCAGAAACAACUGAAACACCAUAACAUCGACCUGGACCUCGAUAUUGAUGAGCUUUGUGACACAAGAGAAUCUUUGUUUGGCUUUCCCUUAAUAUGUACUCUGUUUUGUGAAUUCCUGAGUUUUCAAAAAGAACCUGCACGUUUUUUUCGAGAACCCCUAUUUUAUCUACGGCGAGAAAUUGACAUGAUCAUGGAACGUGGAAAUGACCAGUCCGCUGCGCUCAUCCUGAUGCUGUUGUGUGAAAAUAAUCUGAACUUGAGCCAGGUAGAAAUGGAAUCUGAAAAUCAUGUUUUAGAAGCUAAUCUAAAGGCCGUAAAAGCGCGGGUGCCGGUAACUUCACGGACAACAGUUGCCAAAGCCAUCAGGUGUUACAGGGGUACAUUUUUCACGGAUGGAGAUAUCCUUGGAUUUUCACAUCCCACCAUCUAUGAUGCUUGUGCAUGUGCCCUAUUCAAAAGGAAUUCAUCCUUCGUUCUGAACCACUGCAGUCUCAGAUUCCUUUAUGAGCGUGUACAGGCCCAGCAAGUCCAGUCCACUGCAAUAGAUAAUCAUCUCCACAUCAUCUACGUCUCAGAUGCUUACUAUGACACAAUUGCCUCCAGACUGGCUGAUGCUAUUGCCAAAGGCAACUACAGUAUGUCUAUUACACAUCCUAUUUUGAAAAACGAACAAAUAGUAGACAAGGUGUUCCAGAAACUUAAACUGAAGAAAUCAAAUAUAUUUCAAUGGUUGCUGAAUACAAAAGAAACAAAACGGCUUGCCAUGUUACAUGCAAAGGAAGAAGAGAAGUACUUACUGUACUGGGCAGUUCAUGCACAUAGUCUGUACUUGGUUGAGAAAAUCCUUGAUUUUGGAUACGUUUUUUCAAAUGAAGAGAUCAUGGAAGCCUUCAAGGCCUGUGCUUCCUGUGGGAACGAAGCAGUGUUGUUGUUGUUAUCUUCCAAAUAUAAGUCACUGCUUCAUCAAAGUGUGCUCAAUGAAGCUCUGGUGACUGCCACAGAACACAAUUACAGAGAGGUUGCAUUAGCCUUGCUUAAAAUUGGAGCUGAGGUCUUUGAAUCAAAAAUGAUGUUGGUGAAAAUGUUUUUCAAAUUGCUAGGACGAAGGGAUUCAGUCUACUUGGAAAAGAUUUUUUGGAUUUAUUACCAAAGGAUUACAUAUCAAAGAACAGACUGGAGACUUCGACUUUGAAAGGGCAUCUCAUUUAAUGUUGCAGAACAGCUGUAGUGUAGGCUCUGUAAGACUUUCGCGAUUCUUCCUUCCAGUCACUGACAUUAAUGCAAGAGAUUCUAUGGGCAGAACGCUGGUUAUGAUUGCUGCUUUACAUGGGAACUAUGACGUUUUCAAUCUGCUCAGGUCUGAAGGGGCUGAUAUUUAUCUUACCGAUAAUGACAAUGAUAAUGUACUCCAUUGGGCUUGUUGGGGAUGGAAAUUUUCCAUUCUAGAAAAUCUAUCUUUGUUAAAUGAAAACUGGGUGGAGUUGUACCUUCAUAGAAGAAACCUCAGGAAAUUCUCAAUUGUUAAAGAUCUACUUCAAUUGUUUGACAUUAAUUGCCGUGGAGUGGCUAGUAGUACACCAGUGAUGAUAGCAGCUAUGUUUGGGAAGAAGGAUGUUUUCGACCUGCUCGUGUCGAAGGGGCUGAUCUCACAAUAAGAGCUGACAACAAUGACACUGUACUUCAUGCAGCAUGCCGAGGUGGAAAUAGAGACAUUGUAGAAGAUCUCCUUCCACAGUUUGACAUCAAUUGUCGUGGACGGUAUGACUGGACACCAGUGAUGAUGGCGGCUGCAUGUGGACAUGAGGAUGUCCUCCAGCUACUGGUGGACCACAAGGCAGAUCUCUCUCUGGUCUCAGAUACAAGAGAAAGCAUCCUUACUCUGGCUCAGAAAGGCAAAAACAAUGACAUUGUGGAAUGCCUGAGGGAAAUAGUCAGGGAAUUUUCGGGAAUGAGAAGAUUUGAAAAAAGGUCGGACAGCAGAUGGACUUCCCUAAUAACUUGAGAAUGUCAAGGAUCAUUCUGGACAUAAGAGGUUGAAUUCUUAUUGAUACUGAUACACUGUGAAAAUGCAUAAUGAGUAGGAACAAGAAGUCAGCAAAGAAAUGUUGUACAAGUAGAUAACACUUUAAAUGAAGCCUGUAAUACGACAUUGUUGAUUUUGAUUAUCUUAUGUGUAAAUAAUCAGAAAAAUCUGAUGUUUGUGAGGUCAACUUUGUCAGAAUCUAGGAUGCUUUGUCAAAGCGUCUCAGUAAGCAAUUUGUAUAUGCCCAUUGUCUUAAGUGAAUGUUUGGAAGAUAACACCGCCUUGUAUUUGACACUUAACCUAUCGGUGAUCCACAGCUAUUGGUACCAAUUAUAAUCAUAUGUUGUAGAUAUGUAAAUAUAUGUCUAUAUCAUUUUGACACAGAACAUAAUAUAUACUGCAAUUCAUAGGUGCGGAUA